Messenger RNA from Phanerochaete carnosa HHB-10118-sp, 1643 nucleotides. RefSeq lists its product as uncharacterized. The transcript is spliced from 5 exons. The record is from RefSeq and is a predicted model, not a curated record. The coding region runs from base 264 to 1643 and encodes 459 amino acids. Lineage: Eukaryota; Fungi; Basidiomycota; Agaricomycetes; Polyporales; Phanerochaetaceae.
CCCGGCAUGCUGCUUUUGACGCAUAUGAGAAGCAAGCCCUUGAUCGCUUUAAAUUCAUGAAGGCAAUUAGAGCACCGAAGUGGUUCAGAGUGGGACAUUUUGCAGAGUGGCGAGUGGUGAAGUGAGCAGGUACCAAAUGCGGGUGAGUGAUCGGUUGCUGACACACUACUGACUGCCCCUUAAAUUUGUCGCGUCGCGACGAUGCUUGGCUUGCCCUUCUCCACUAUCUGACCGCCUGUCCCACUUGCAUUUACCAACAAUAUAUGCCCUCUCGCCCUCCGAACUCGACAGAUGAGGAAGAAGAGCAACCCCUCAAGAACACGGCUAAAACAUCACGACUCCACAACGAGGGUAUCUCUUCCGGCAAUAUUGUGAAGGGCAAGCGCAAAGCAAAACCCACGAAAAAGCAAGAAUCCAAUGAGAGGGAUGACGGUGAGCGACUGAAGACACAGCUUGAAAAAGCAAAGAAACUACUGCGCAAGUACAAGACGGCAGCAGAGCAAACUGGAGGCGAUGGAUCGGAGGAAGGUGAUUCGGAUGGAUCACUCGAAGAAGAGGAGGAGACGUACAAAUCACCAUUCUUCUCCAAAGGGGUUGUCUCUGUCGAACAGCCCAAGCAAAAGCGUCCUGCUCUUCCGAAGCUCAGCGCAGCAACUUCCAAGCCAUCCGGCAUAUCUCCACCUCAAGUUGCCACCACCUCCUCGACCACCGACAAGUCCACCAGAGAACGCUCCAUGCAAGAGUAUACAACGUCUUCUGCAAGCCAGCAAGAGCUGCGGCCAGAGCCAAGACAGAAAGAUCUGCCACAACAGUCCUGUUCUCGUUCCCAUUCUCUCUCUCGCUCUCGCUCGCGCCCCCAUUCUCGCUCUCGCCCCCGUUCUUCCUCUCACUCGCGCCCCCAUUCUCGCUCUCGUUCGCGUCCUCGCUCACGCUCCCAUAGACGCCGCUCGCGCAGCCGUGUUUCCAGGCGUGUCUCCAGUUCAAGCUCGCACCCACCAUCAGAAUCCCAAGCUUCACUUCCUCCACCCUCGCCCUCCCUGCCCGCCACCAGCAGGCUGCCUUCACCAGACCUAGAAGACAUUUCAUUCAGUCGUCGCCAGACAGAACAUCAACGUUCUCGGGACAUGCCACGUUAUCAUCGACCUUCCAGCUCACGCUCUCGUAUCUGGGACGAUAGCGGGGUAUGGUCAGACCUUGACCCUUUACAUGACCAACACGACCGACGCUCCCGUUCCCGCGACCGACUCCAUGCGCAGCACUCGCAGCCCCAUCAACACUUGUCCCGGUCGACUCAACUUCCUCGUAGCAAAUCUCCUGCUCGCAAACGUCGACGAUCUCGUUCACCAUCACCCGAACCCCAACCGAUCCUCUACAGGGAUGAUAAGAUUGCGCCGCCGCCUUCCAAUGUCAUGCCAAAGGCCAGUGAUUACAGCAAGACUAUCGAGGAGCUGAUCAAUCGUGCUGUUCAGAAGCUUACUGUCAAGCUGUACACUGUCGACGCCUUCCCCUCUGAUGAGCUGGUCAAGGAGUGGUCGCAGGAGUGCUGGAUUGUCACCUGCCGGGCGGCACGAAAGAAGUUUGCACCGCAGGAGGGAAAUGCCCGAAUCAUAAUUGCAGUGCGUCACUUGAUUUGUCUCUCUUGA